Rosa rugosa (rugosa rose) is the source of this 532-nucleotide messenger RNA. RefSeq lists its product as uncharacterized. Bases 118 to 354 code for a protein of 78 amino acids. Lineage: Eukaryota; Viridiplantae; Streptophyta; Magnoliopsida; Rosales; Rosaceae. The transcript is spliced from 2 exons. The record is from RefSeq and is a predicted model, not a curated record.
CAGUUCCUUCCAAAGCCUUCUACUACACUCUCUUUCUUCCUCUUGCAAAAUUGAAGAGCUCUUUCACAAAGUACCCAAUUCCGAAUCGUAGAGAAGCCAAAAAGGAGAAGAAUCACGAUGAACCCACAAGUGGAUAAGCUGGUGAGGGGGACUACUGUAGUGGCUACUAUCACUGCUUCCUAUUUUCUCUUAACCGCUGAUUAUGGCCCUGAGCCCAAUGUUCUCGACCCUAUUAAGAAGGCAAUACAGUCUGCAGAAAGCUCCGUCAAAGACUUCAUCUUUGGAUCAAAGACUCAACCUCCAGAAAGCAAAGUGAAGGAGCUGGGCCCUAACAGCGCAAAGGAACACCCUUAGUUAGAGAGGCAGUUAACCUUGUAUAGGAACAUCGUGGUUUCGAGACUUUUCACUGUUCUUUCAUCGUGUAUGCAGUAGUGAUCUUGCACCUUGUGUACCUUUUGCAGAAAGAUAUUUUCUUGUUUCAUUUCUGUACAAUAUACUCCUUACUGCCUGAAAUAAAAUCCAAGUCUGUCGA